GCCAGAGUGUUCAAUGCGUCUCCAAGUGCGCACGACCAGUCUGCAGCAGCAGCGCGCCGCAGACCGCCUGCCAGGCAUCUGGAUGCUCUGCGUUUAUUUCUGGAGCAGCUGCUUUUUGCACAAUCACCUCCAACAGGUGGAUAAGUCGAGUGGGUAAAAACAUCGGCGGAAAAAACACCCCGCAGCAAAACUGGACGCGUUGCUGAACCAGCUGCAAUCCUCGAAGGAAACUUCGUUCUCGGUUAUUUUUGUCUCCAGGAUUCAGAGCGCGGUGUGCGCCAGGGAACAUGUUUGCUGCCCAAAUUAGACCGAAUGGAAGUCGUGAUCAAGACUAACCGAAUCUGGAUGUACAGUUGGGUGACUGUAAAUUCUGCAAAAAUGAGAGGAGAGAAAACAGAGUAGACUGAAAACCAAGAAAAACACGGACUGGUGCAAGGAAACAACACAUACAAGCAGGGUCUUCAUGCAAACCCACUCUGCAAUUACCCAUCUUCGGGGACGCUUGAUUCAAGUUGAGGUUGUUUUUGAAAGAACAUCUCUUUUAUCAGUCCUCAUGUGCCCUCGGGAUCUCUUCCACAGGAGGAACACACUCCACGAGCGACGUUCCGAUGCCCAACACCCUAAAGGUUAGUUUUUUUUAAUGUAAUAAUACGAUUAAUUUCUGAAUGAUUGUUUUUUGGCUCAAAGAUGUUCCAUUUGCGCAACAGGAGUAGACAGUAAAGAUGAAAAAUGUAAUUUGGCGCCUCCAGGGUCUGUCAGCUUGUCACUGGAGAAGCCCACUAGGAAGUCCUGGUAUAGGGUGCUCUCUCCUUUUCACAACCAUUUAUAUUUAUGCAGUUUCCUGGACCGAUGCCCGCACACAGACACGGGAAUAAAAAUGUCAAAACCUCACCUCUGAGUGUUUACAAGCGCCAUUAAAGACAAAUGGCUCAUGCAGACCUGUUGUCGUUAAUUAGUUUGUGCUGAAAAUUUUAUGAUUGUGUCACUGUCCUUGUAAACACAUGGUAGGAGUCUCUAAACGGGCUGCACUGUCUACAGCACAGCGAUGCUCCGUGUGCCAUCCAGACAAUAAAACUUUGAGAGCAAGAACUGUUGUAAUCAAAGUAUUUUCCAUCUCUCUAUGCAGUGGAAGACUCAUGAAUUAAUGCAGCUAAGAUUUGAGGUGACUAAAUCCUGUAAAGCACUUGUAAAGGUGAAAAGACUGCUUUGAAAAGAUGCCUGUUAAUAUGUUUCAUAUUUCAGUGGAUCACAGUAGAGUUUCCACAAACCUGUGCUGCUGCCUCUGAUUGUUGGUUUAUUUUUAUACUUAAUUGCUUAUGCAUGUUGUGGCGUGGCCAAAAUUAAGCAUCGAAAUUAAGCAAAGUGUAUUUUUAAUUGGAAAAUUUGGUAGCACCUGUGACAGCAAAAGCUUUAGUCAUUCAUACUUUAGAGUAUUCUGUCAGACACAAGCCCUUUUAUAUCCCUCAGAAAAGAAACAUAAAAAGGGUAUAAAGACGAACACUAACUGUAGAGUGUGCGUUUUAAGCUUCUGCAUUGGCACUGUGGUCUGCUGUCUGUUUCUCUCACUGCAUGUAAACACUUUCUCUGCAAAAGCCUGAUUUUUAGCCUGCCUUCCCCAAACUUGAGUUAUACAGCAGCAGCGACUGCAGGGGUCCCCAUGCGGCCAGUUCAGAAGCAUUUUGAUUCAAAGUAAAACCAUUCUGCUAAGGGCUAAAGCAAUAACAAACUAAUGCCCAGGGUCUCAAAUGAGGUGUGAAAAUUUCCUACCAAAGGAGCCCUUGAGUUAGGAAAGUUCUCAGUGGAGUAAAGCUCUCUCUUCAUGAUGUUUUUGAAGUUCUUUUCUUUUGUAGGGGGCAAAUGAGACCGCAUUAGGGAGCAGCAAGAGGCAGCUCGGCCAUAAGCAAAAAUGGCAGGUGACAGAAUCUUGCAACUGCCAACACUGUUGACUUAAUUUCCUCUCACCUUGUGCUCCAAUUGCAAUUCAGCCAUCUUAAAUCCCUGCAGCACAUGACGAUCUGGAAUGGGAGUUGCCAGUUUAAAACUUGAACAUAUUGAUUGUCACAUGCAGGGUGUGAGGUUACCAGGCAACCAGUGGUGACUCCAUGAUGUCACUGACCAUGCCAAGAAACAACAAAGCACAUACACGCCAUUAAACAAGAUCAUGUCAUUCUUACAUUUUUUGCACGAGUUAAGCAAAAGAAGCUUAACAUGAUAGUUAUAGAGAUAUUUUUACCAGUCUUCCAAUCUUCUUGCAGGUUAGCAUUUACAUUUUGGGCUGGUUAUAUUUGCUGUGAGGCUUUAAAUGUGUCUUUAUACAAGGUCAAUCAGUACAGACAAGUUCAUGGAUUUAGAAUAAGUGUUCAUUUUACAGAAAUGUACUGAUAUUGAAUUACUUUACUACUGUCUUCCCCAGCGUUUGUGCAAAGCGAAGCUAUCACCUGCUAGCUUCACACUUACUCUCAAAGGGUGGUGUCCAUCAACUCAUUUGGAUUACAGCAGGAGAGCAAAUGAGCAUGUUUUCCAAAACGCUGAAUAAUUUCAGGGUUUUUUUUCUUACAAAAGAAAAGCAUUUUUUUCUUUAGCUCUUACGUAAUAAUCUGGCUGCUGUGAGUCUCUUAAUCCACUCAUUGUGCAUUGAAUGGACACACAGACAUAUCCUGGGAGGGGGGAAUAAGCGAUACCUGAACCUGUUUUAUGUUAUGUUUAGUAUCGUUUUACCUUUUCCUCUUGCACCUUUUUUUCUUGCUUUGUUAGCCUUCCAUUGGUCAAGAUUCUCAGAGGAGCAUCAGACUUCAGACUGUGUUCAGACGGGGUUAGUUGAAAGAGUUCCUGAAGAACUUGUCUGAGUUUGAGUUUGUGGUUUUUUUACUUAAUUGUGAAGACCUGUUUCUCAUCAAUCUUCUGCUCAGUGUUUUACUAUCGCCGGCUAUUGGUGGAUCUCACCAUACAGGAAAAUAAUAUAAAGGUCUUGACCAUCCCUUUGUUGGCAGAGAACCACACUACAAUGUCGCAUUGUCGCAGUGACGCUUUGAAGUCUUGUCUCUGUGAAGCUGCACUUCCAAAAGUGCAGAAAUUGACAUUUAGCUGUCACUAGGCAACCACUUGGUCAGCUGCCAUCAGUCAUUAGCGAACAUCACUAAUGACAUUAUCUCAAGCUCCAAGUAACUCAAGAUACAAACACCCUCAACUCAUUCAACUUCAAUACUUAGAACCGGAGGCGAUAUUUCUCCUUUUAAACCAGGUAGACCGGCCUCUGCCAGCUUUUCAUCUCUCAUUCUUGUUCUUUUGACAGGAUAAUUAGCAAAACAGCACAAUGGCAUAAAAUUUCCUGUUCAUCAAAAAACUGGUGUGUGAGAAAUGUGAGACGACUGGCACAGGGAGGAAGUUGUCUCAUUUUCUGAAAUCACAAGACACCCGUCUGUAGGAGCUCAAUUGUGAUUUUCAGGAGACAAGGUCAAACAGUGUUGUUCACGUAAAUAUAACCCUGAUACCUAACACUUGGGGAUCCUUGACCAAUGGGACCACAAGGCUAAGGAUCAACUCGAGUGUUUAGAGCCAGGAAGCCAACACAUUUUUGACACUGUUAGUGUUUUGAGUCUUUGUGUAUCUGGUUGAGAUGGAAUAUUGGUGUUUAUAUUUUAUUUUGGGUUGAUUUUAGUUAACUGAUGUCGUUUUGAUCAAUGUUAUCAUUCGGUGGCGGUAGCUCAGGAUGUAGAGCCAUUGUCCAAUAUCUUGAAGGUUGGUGGUUCAAUUCCCCCCAUCCCUAGUCUUUAGUUGUGUCCUUGGGGAAGACACUUAACCCACCUUGCUCCCAGUGUGUGUCCUCCACUGGUGUAUGAUUGUGACUUUUGUGUGGUGGUGGUCGGAGAGGCUGUAGGCAAAAACUGGCAGCCACAUUUCCGUCAGCACCAGGGUGCGACUGUGUUAGGGAAUGAAUGAUGUAUUCAAUGUAAAGCGCUUCGAGGUCACUGAUAAAAAACCGCUAUAAAAUCUGAUGCAUUACUAUAAUCAUUAUUCACCCAUACUGUUAAAGAGCCCUGAUAUAUCACUGAAAGUUUCCCUGGAACUUUUUGAUUAUAAACCUGAGUUUAAGUGGUUGGUGUCUUUUUCAUGCAGAUUUUCUUCCUCCCAUUUUAGCAUUGUUUGAAACUAGAAGCAAAGACUUGACAUGUUAUUACUUUAUGAGUUGCUACAGCUCGGAUGGAAAGAUCACUUAUGAACGGAUAGUGAGAAUUGACCUGUUUCCUCUCACCUCUGUCCCCAAGGCCUCUCUUGUUUUUUUCUGACUCUUGAAAAUAAAUGGCAAGUGUCAUUUUCUUAUCACACCUUCGUCUUCGUCCUUUCUAGUGUGAACUCCACCUGCCUGGCAGCAGCCGUAGCAGUCUUUGCAGGGUGCUGGUAAGCUGAAGCCUGGGGAGAUGUCACAACUGUACUACCGGCGGACUGACAGCUCCUCUUACCGGGACCGCAUUCCUCUGAGAAUUGUGCGGGCCGAGUCAGAGCUGUCGCCUUUGGAGAAAGCUUACCUGGGAGCUGUGGAGAAGGGGGACUAUGCCAGCGUAAAACAGGCCCUGGAGGUAUGUGUUUGUGUGCAUGCAUGGAAGAAUGGGUCAUUGGAUGGAUAUCCAUGAGUGAACACAGCUGUAGAAUUUUUGAAUGGAAAAAUUCAUGGAUGGUACAACCCUGAUCUAAUUAGAAAGAUUAGAAAAUUUGUGGGUAACACCUGCAGCCAUGAUUAUCCUCCCCUCAUUUCCAAUAACAUCUGCGGCCUUUACUCACCCUGACAAGUGUCAGACCUUGAGUAGACACAAAAUAUUGCAACGGACCAGCUGCUCAUGGGGUCUCAUGAUACCUGGGAGGCCAGGCGUAAAAAACUCAUACAGAAAGCUCUUAGCAUUGCAAAUCAGCUACAAAAAACAAAACAAAAUGGGAAACCUCUAAAAAUCAAAAAAUCUGUUAUCUUAAUCAUGUCAUCUUUAUAACCUCGGUCUUUAGGCCCUAUUUUUGUAUUACCCUGCUCUGAUACCCAUGACAGUCUUAAUUUAGUUCAAACGCUCUUAAUUUUCCUGCCUUCGCUAACUCAUGCCAAACAUGUCUGCUAUAGCUGGCCGCUUGACAGAAUCCCUGACAAAUUAUCUGUGCACCUCUAUUGAACUCGAUGGAUUAUUUAAGGGAACAUUUCAAUCAUGCAAAACCAGAGACAUAUUUUCACUUCCUGUAUGACCAAAGUGAGAGCUGUGUGCACAAACUUGACGUCAGACACACUGUAGGCCUCUGCCAGGGUUGCCACUUUUUAUCGACCCUAUUUGUAGUCUUCAUGGACAGGAUCUCAAGGCACAGCUGGGGAGGAGGGUAUCCAGCUCGGAGAGGGUCAGAAUGUCAUCUCUGCCUUUUGCAGAUGAAGUGGUUUUGUUGGCUUCUACAGACUCGGAUCUCCAGCAAGCACCAGGGACAGUUUGCAGCUGAGGCCACGGUUGAUUGCCCUCUCCAGGUGGGGAGUGUGUCUCUACACUGAGUGAGGGGAUUAAAUCUCAGGCUCUUGUUCACAAGUGAGAGUAAAAUGUGAGUUUGACAGACAUAUUUGUGCAGCUGCAGCAGUAAUGUAAGCAUUCCGCUGUGGUGAAAACGGAGACAAGCCUGAAGGCAAAGCUUUCAAUUUGCUGUGGUCACUCUACACUUCAACAUCACCAAUGGUCAUGAGCUGCGGCCAGUGAUUGAAAGAAUGGGAUUGUGGGUACAGUCAGCAGAAAUUAGUUUCUGAAGGGUGGCUGGGCUCAACCUUUGAGAUAAUCUGGAGCUCAGACGAUAGCGAGGAGCACAGAGUAUAGCCUGCUGACACCUGAUAAGCGUAAGACAGUGAGUGAAUCUGUUUUAAGAGCUCCCUGCCCAUCCAUGUGCUAACCUGGACUGUCAAUGCCUGAUGUAGAAAGAGCAGUGUAGCAAAGUUUGCAAAGUGGUUGAGACUUUUCCUUCAAAACUAAGUGUGUAUUUCAUGGCAAACGUGCAUUUUUCCCUUCCAAUCAACAAGUUUCUUUCAAACCACAGACGCACUUGAGACAAACCCCUUACUUUCAAUCACAACCUUCUUUUGUCAGGAAGCAGAGAUCUACUUCAAAAUCAACAUCAACUGCAUCGAUCCCCUCGGCCGCACGGCUCUGCUGAUUGCCAUAGAGAACGAGAACCUGGAAAUCAUUGAACUCCUACUGAGCUUUAACGUCUACGUCGGCGAUGCCUUGCUGCACGCAAUACGCAAGGAGGUGGUGGGAGCUGUGGAGCUGCUGCUGAACCACAAGAAACCCAGUGGAGGCAUGCAGGUGAGGAGUGGGCUUAAGGGGGAUGGAGUUUCAAAUCAAGAGUGCUUUAUUGAGGGAGGAUAUGGUCGCUUCACGGGCAGUGAGCUGCUCAGCAGGCUACAGGAGCAGAAUCUAUUAUGUCUGCUGUUUUCUUCCUCUCAAAUUCAAACACAGUCCUUUUUCUAAAUUUAGUUUUUGAUCUUUUGCAUAUAUAUAUAUAUUAUGUUUCUUAUUAUUUCAGCAUCUCAUUUUAGGAGGUUGAGAAAUGUUACUGUCUUUAACCCUUGUGCCAAUUCUAUUUGAAUAUGAUUUUAUCUUGCUCUGUCACGCACAAACUUGAUCCACAUGCAGUGUUUAUCAUAAAUUAUGUAAUAGGUAUUUUAAUGUCUAACAGUGACCCUCUACAACUCCACAGUGUUUCAGAGCAAGUCAACCAGGCCCAAUUGUCCCUAAAAGAGUGUCCCACCUGCCAAAUUACAGGAGGGAUUUAGGAUGUUGUAGCGCUACGUUGCAGAGUCAGCUGUUUAAAUACUGUUAUUCACCGAGUCUCUCCGAAGCUGCAUGCAGUUGCCUGGAGCCUUUUAUUCCUUCUAAAAUAAUUGACCACGUAUUGUUGGAAACUACAAAAGCUGACACUUCAAAAAGCUGUCUUCAUAAGCCUUUUCUCUGUCUUUCUCAAAAGAAUCAGAAGGAGGUUUACUGACUAAGCUCUUUGUGGGGAAAUAUAUUGUGCAUUUGUCCAAAAAUAGAGUAUUCUCAUGAUUUUUUGUUGUCGUUAAUCUUGGGGUUUCAAAUAGACGGAGAGCUCUAAACUGCUGUUAAGUAAACUUCUUCAAGGCGAAAGGAACUGCUGGUUUAGCGCUUUAAUCACUGUAAUUUAACAACAAACGCUGUCUAAUUAUGCCAGAUUGGUGUGCCUGUGCACUGAUUGCUCUCCACUUAAAGAACAUCUCUUUUCCUUGUUCGCAACACACAGACUGUUGUUUCUGGAGCACACUCAUAAAUUCAUCACAUGCUGACUUGCCCUUUUAAGAGAGAUGUUACUGGGGCUCAUUUGACUUAGAUGACUGCUAAAAAAGAUGAAAAACAAGAUUAUAAAAAAGCCAAAGGAAGAGUAAGUGUAGGAAAAGAGAGAAGCAGACGCAGGGCGCUGGAGAAAGCUCCAGUAUGUCAAAUGGAUGAGGUGCUAUUCAGAUAAAGAGGGCAGAAGUUUCCAGUCUUGUAAACUCUGAGCUGUGACAUCUAUCAGCUGCCACACUUUCCCCGUAUCUGAGUUCCUCCGCCCAACACAUAGAUAGGAUGACAAAACAUAUCUCCACAUUACUUCCACAUUUCUUUGAGAGAAGCUCAUUGAUCAUAUAACAGACUGUCUGGAGAGUGAGCGUCCUAGCUGUUGUCUGUGUCUCCUCUGGGAUUUAUUAAUCAGCAGUUUCAUUUUUAUGUUGUACGGGACUUGUCUGCAUUUGUCUUUCUAUUUUGCAGGCUGUCUGAAUGAUGUGUCGGCAGUAAUCUUGCAAGUGUUGUGGCAUAUUUGUUUUCCUGCUGAGGAGCACAUCUGAUAUCAGGAUUUUAAACAACACCACGUAUUAUCUUCUGACUACAGAUUUGCCUUUGUCAGAGACACAUAAACUGAAGCUCAUGCUUGUUUUAAUUAAAAGUGCCCUCCGGCACUGUUGUCUUUUGUUUUUUCCUUUUGUUUCAGUCUGUUUAUUAUCUCCAUUGUAGUCUUCAUUUUGCCUAAGUGCAGCUUGAAAAGUUGCCUGUUCUGACACAAAGAUAUUGAUGUAGGGAGAAUCCCUUGUUUUUCUUAAUGUAACUUACACAAAGCAGGAUGUUAAAUUAACAUAUCCCCUGAGAUUUUAACUUAUUUUCUGCAGUGUCAUUUACAAACAAAGCAGCUCAGAGUCCCAUUUUAUUCCUGCCUUAUCAGCACAUUUUUAAGAUUUGGGCUGAUUGAUCAAAACAAGCGAGGGGAGCCUUGAAAAGAAUAGCUAAAGCACGCUGUGAUGAUUUAAAACUUCUAACAAAAGUAAUGCUAAAAAGUGAUCUGAUCUUUUAUUUUUAUAACAUAUGUAUUUCACGUACAAAUGGGCAGUGAUUCAGAUAUCCCACUAUUAUGAUAACUUUACAUCUACCUACUCUCCUCCUGCACCAUGUUGGGCACAAGCCAAGCUUGUUUGAUGGAGAUUAUUUGAGGUCUGUCGUCCUCCCACAUGGAGAACAGAGUAUAGAGCUUAUUAGAUUUUCCCCCUCUGUAAAAUACAGCAACCCUCAGAUAUGGCUAUAUGCCGACCUUAGGAGUCUCUGCUCUGCCUGCUCUGGGAGUAAAGAACACGCGUAAUUACAUAAUAAAUGACUUUUCAAUGCACUAUGGAGGAUGCAACACUUUGAAAAAGAUGAAGAAACAAGUCCUCAUCAUAUUAUUUUCCCCAGACAGCAGUGAUAUAACAAAGUUUUACUGAUACUAGUUGUAGACUUACAGCGGAGUACAGCUUCUCUUAAAUUUGUAAUACUUUUUAAAUCAAUCUAAAUUCAUAUUGAGGACGGAUGACAGUAUCAUCUAUACUGACUGGUUGGUUAUUUAAUCACUUGUCUGGUGAUUAAUCUCCAUUUCUAUAAUAGAUGACCAAGUCAUUUCAUUAAAAAAGUGAUGUUCAGAUGACCAAUCUUACUUUCUAUUCUGAUAUCAGCAAAUAAUAUUGCUUAUUCAUUAAAAUUUCUGUUUUUACAUACUGAUAAAUAGCACCAACUAUGGAAAUACCUUGACUCCCCCAAAUGCAGUCAUGAAAUAAAAUAAGAUCUCCUAGUUAACACAAUCCUUAAUUAUAAUAGUUUUGAUUAUCUUUAACUUUUUUAGUGCCACAAUGGGAUCAAAAUUUGAUUUGUCCUAAAAGCUUUUUUCUGAACAUAUUUCAGAAUCAUGCGAAUGUUUUGCUGACACAUUAAACUUGUAUGUACCCACUUUAAAUCAGUAUGUUUAAUGUUGCUGUACUUGUAUGCCUACAGCCUCUUGCUAGCUUACACCCUCAGUCUUCUUAAUUAAGUUUACUUUAAACCUAUAAAUUAAACUGCAAAUUUGGAUUGGAGCACUACCCGGCGUCCCCCAGGGAUCCGUGCUUGGUCCCCUCCUCUUCAUUCUCUACAUGCUCCCCCUUGGCAAAAUCAUCCAUCAUUACGGAUUCCAGUUUUGCCGAUACAUCUCCACCAAAGCCAUCACCAAAACCACCCACUCCACGCUCAGCAACCGUCUCACUGAAAUCAAAAAAAUGGAUGUAAAAAAACUACCUGUAAUUGAACAGUGAAAAAUCAAACAUCAUCAUCAACGAACCCACAUCCCACACCAGCAUGACCCCAAACUUCAGCCUCACCUUCAAUAACUGCACUCUGUCGUCCUCCCCGCACAUCCAGAACCUUGGAGUCAUCUUCGACAACAAACUCAAGUUCAACCGCCAUAUUAACUAUAUCACGAAGACUGCCUUCUUUCACCUCAAAAACAUUGCCUGUCUCCGCCCCUCACUCAACUUCUCCGCUGCCAAAACCCUGAUAUGUGCUUUCAUAACAUCCAGACUAGACUAAUGUAACAGCAUCCUGUACGGCUCAUCAUCCAGAGUCCUCCAUAAACUCCAAUACAUUCUCGAACUGUUGCGUCUGUCCUGUCAUGUAGUGUUAGUGCUAUCAAAAACAGCACCUGGUUUCCUCUGAGAGAUGAGUAUCACCAUAUUUACUGUGUGAACACCUUACCAAUAUAAAGUUUUAGGUUGGGGCCAAACCUUCCCUGCCUUGGUACAAUGAAGGGAAGGUUUCAAUCAAAUAUAUGUGUUUUGAGUUAUCUGGAAAAGGGUCCUCAGUCUCAUUUUUCUCAGCAUCUAUGGUUAUGAAGUGUCAGUACUGAAAGAGGUCUUCCCUUUCAAGCUCCAAGGUUUUUAUAUCUUUCAUAUAAUUUUAAAGCUUUACCAUCAAUCCCAAAGCAGCUUCCCAUUUUACCUCUGUCUGCAUUAGAAUCCUGAAUAGAACUAAUCAUAUUUUUUCCCUCCAAAAAUGUUCUUUACCGUCUGUACUCACUACAACAACAGAGCCAGAUAACAGUCCUUCAAUUAAAAGAAGUAAAGAGGGCUGGCGUGCUCCUGUACAGCCUGUAGCCAAGUAUUUCCUCUGAAUGGACGGGGAAUAGCAUAAGGGCUUAGCUGGAGUGGGUGAUAAGAGGUAUAGGUGGGAUGAGAUUCAUUCCGCUCAUAAUGAUUCUCUCUGACAUGGUUGAAAUACUGAUUUUUUUGUUCUCUUUUUCCUUUUUUUUUCCCCCCAAAGUGUUACUUAACCUUGCACUGAGGGCUUGAUAUGGAUGAGAUGAUGACUAUAACUUUGACCAAGGGCAAAAUUCUUCACCGGGUGUUUGAAGGGUUUCCUCUGCAGCAGAUAUAACAGUUUGUUUAAUCUCCCAGCUCUUUCUUUUUUACCUCAGUACAAAAGAAGAUAGACUCUGAGGUCAAACGGUGUUAAAUCAAGCCAGUAACCUCUGUCACACCUGUUAAACUUGACAGAAAUAAGAGACCCUGAAGCCUGCUAAUUCAUUACAGAUCAUAUAAAGCCAACUCUAAAUGUGCUGCUUUGUGAACCUCCUUAAAUACAGCACAUGUCAUUGAAAUGUCUUUCCUCCGCACUCUCCUUUUAACAGGUUCCUCCUAUCUUACUGGACAAGCAGUUCUCUGACUUCACCCCCGACAUCACUCCCAUCAUCCUGGCUGCACACACCAACAACUAUGAAAUUAUUAAGCUCCUGGUGCAGAAAGGCGUGUCUAUGCCGCAGCCACAUGAGGUUUGUAAAGCAUAUGUGUUUGGUGUGAGCUGGAUUCUGGUUAUCAGCAGUGUGACAGCCUAUUUCUCCAUAAUGUGCAAAGAGUAAGCACAAGUCUUUAUGCAUCUUUGUUAAACUUCAUUAAGCAGUGGGAUUAUAAAAAAUCUAUUUACAACAAAUUUAGGAAAAAUAAUGUGAAACACUUCAAUCAUAGCAGUUAACAAAAUAGAUAUUUAUGUACUUUAUAUGGCCAAAAUCUCUCAAAAUUUGCCUGCUAUCUCUAAGCAACAGACUCUUGCAUCACAGAGCUGAUAGAUAGUGUUUGUGUAUUUUACUGAACAUAAUCAAGCCUUUCUAAACCGUGUCCAUGCUUUGUUUGAUGCUGCAGGUGCGAUGUAACUGUGUGGAGUGUGUGUCCAGUUCAGACGUGGACAGCCUGAGGCACUCACGCUCACGCCUCAAUAUCUACAAAGCGCUGUCAAGUCCCUCGCUUAUCGCACUCUCCAGUGAGGACCCAUUCUUGACAGCGUUCAGGCUCAGCUGGGAGCUACAGGAGCUCAGCAAGGUGAGGGAGGAAAUCCAGAGACCGGUGGAGCUGAAACGUCUAAUUUAAUAGGAUUUUAAAGAAAUGCAAUGUCGGCUGUAUGUGGCAUGGAUUAACCUUUCAUGAUGCCAUCGUCUUACAUCUGGUCUCCUAUCGUAUCAUUAGCCAAGGGUAAAAGUUACUGGUGUAGGGAAGUGUCAUUUAAUGCACAGGGGAGAAAUUCAGCAGGUCGUAGGUUAUGAGGAAUAAUGAUGUGAACUGAAUCCUUUACUGCUGAUGUUCAUAAUGUUACCAGAUCAAACAGAUGUCCACUAUCUUAAUUUUUUUUAUAAGGCUAAGAGGGAAAUUGAAAGAGGAAGCAUCUAAUUCUCUGAAAGGAAAUUGAAAUAUUUACUUAGCAUGUUUUCAAAUCUUGUAUGCAAACAUCAUAUAUCUUGGUGCGUUUGACGUUCCGGGGGGAAAUCUGUUGCAGUUGUCAAGUUCUUUUACACAAAUUUAAACAUGUGUGAGCUUAAUAGUUUGAGACAUGAGAUACAACAAUUCAGAAUAUCAAAUUAGAAGCAACUGAAACCUCAGAGAGAGGAUCCAUCAAGAUAACACGCAUGGAAAGGCUUCAAAAACCCCUUUUAUUGAUGGACUAACUUGCACAAGAUUGUCUUUGAAAUGUGUCUGAGGUGACUUUAUGUUAACCAGCGUUAUUUUUUUCUGUAUGCAUCUAUUUUUAAGGUGGAGAAUGAGUUCAAAUCUGAGUACGAGGAGCUGUCUCAGCAGUGUAAACAGUUUGCAAAGGACCUCCUGGACCAGACCAGAAGCUCCAGAGAGCUGGAGAUGAUCCUGAACUACAGAGACGAUAUCAAUUUAUUAGAGGAGGAGGGUAACAACGACUUGGCGAGACUCAAACUGGCAAUCAAGUACCACCAGAAAGAGGUAAGCAGGAAAACACAAAAGUCAAUGCAGGGAAAUCAAGAUAGAGAAAUAAAAUCAAAAAUUUGUCCUUUAUGUUGUCAGAAAUAACAUUUCUUAUGUCCUAGUUUUCUUUGCUUUUCUCACUUUCUUCUCCAUUUCCUUCUCUAAGUGCUGUAUUGUGUUAAAAUUGUAAGGUUUCAUCACUAAAUGCCUCAGGCAACUUUCACAGUGUGUGUGUGACUAUAGAAAGGCUGCCAGUGCCGGAGUUUUUGCUGCACUCAGCCAAAGUCUUCUCACAGGUGCCGCAGCCAUUCAGAGGAAACUGGAGUAAUGAUGUAAGAUUAGCCUCAGGUUGUUUUUGAUGGUUCCAGAUGCUAUCUUGGCCACGGUUCUAUCUGUUUAUCUGUUUUUAUCUCCCUUUGGUAGCUCUCACAGAUGAUGGAUAGUCAAAUCUUAAAUGCUGUGACUAAAUCCCUGAAGCAGAAACUGGAUUCCAUGAAAAAUAAAAAAAAUCUAACUGGAUGUGUGGAUAUACAGAUACUUUCUAAAAGAAGCAUGUACGGCUGCCCAAAAGCGGCGCAUUAUGUCCUUUGGGAGGACAUGAUUUUUUCAUGCAAACAUGUAGUCCUUUUCUUCUGUAUUUAAAGCAGAAUAUGCAUAUUCAUUAUUGAAAAACAGUAAGGAUGGAUCGAUUAGUUUCAGAGCGUUGUUUCAGUCACCUAUAGCAGAGUUAAUUGGGCUGUUUUUCAGCUCCUGUUUUUAACAAGAAUAGCAUUUUUCUUCUAAUUAAGGUAGCAAGGUUAACACUCCCCCAACAUGUAUUAUGUUUGAGGUAAGAAAUAUGAGCAGUGUUUGAAAUAGCUCAUACAAAAACUGGUGUAAAUAACUUAUGACAAUACUUACUUGGCAGAUCUUUGUUGUAUCUUAAGUGUUAAAAGCUUCGCUCUCUUAACAGAUACAAAACCGUUGCAGAAUACUAUAUAACUAAUGAUUUAGCCUCGUUUUAAUGGAUGCUUACCUUAGGUGUCAUUUUCGAGAUACGGGAUGCUUUAAGGCUUUCUCAGGCAACAGAGGAGGGGUUUUAUAGAUGUUUUAUUGCGGAAUUGUUCUGUUGGCUGUAGAGGUGAGUCAAAAAGAUGGAGAAGCAGACACAAUAACCCAAGGACAGAUACACUCAGCUGUCUGCCACAGCAACCUCUGCAUGACUGUCACAGCAAGUGCACUUCUGCUGCUUUUAUUUCCUCCUUCAUCCAUCCAGCUGUUUAGUAAUCAAAAUGCAGGUUGGCAGACGAACAUGUUGAGCCACAAAAGGGCAAUUGGGAGUCGUGCAAGUGCACAGGUGGACACGAUGAUGGACGGUCUCUUGUCAUCUCUGUCGCUGGCAGUAAAUCUGUCAUCACACUCGCGGUAAACAAACAUCUCCUCCUGCUGUGGGAGCUGACAGCUUCUCCAUGCAUCUCUCCUCCCAGGAGUGUUUUAAUUACUCAAUGAUUUUUCAGUAUGGCCUCCUCCUGCAUAUUAUCAAUGACAGACUUCAAUUGCAUCACAGGUUUGAUGGAGGACAGGGUCUCGUGAUGUGGGGAACAAUCCACCCAGCUGCCCUUUUCAAAUGAUAAACAUCCCAGCUACCAGGAAUGGUCUGUUGUCAUUUUAGUUUAAUAUAUUCCUCUGAAAUACUUGUUCUGUGGGUGUUUCUGCAGAUACACACGUGCAUUUGUGUGUCUCUUGUGCAGAGAUUGUUAUAACAGUUUAAAAAAACAGAAUUUGAUGUGGUAUAGUUUACCUUUUCUUAAAAAACUGAACAUUACUUUGCAGCAUACAUACUUAGCCAGCAUCAUAUGGAAGCUUAUUGCAUUAUUUUAGUUUUUCUGAAGUAAUAAGAAAGUUAUCUCUGAAUUAUAACAAAAAUAUGAUAAAAACUAAAAAUCGUCUCCAUUCUCCUGAUAUGGUGAGAUACUAGUUCAAACAUGUCCCAGCUGUAAAGAUUAAUCCAGUCUCAUUGGUUUGAGUCAUUUGGAGAUAUUUAUGUCUUUAAAAAAGUGAAAAAGAUGGUAUCAUCAACUAUAGUCUGAAGAUUUUGCACAGACACAAGGUUUCGCUGUUUUUCAGGCAUGACUCCUCUGCGAUCUGCAGGACUUGUCAGUGUUUCACCAGGAUCAGCUAAGCUAAUAUGUCAGGCUUCACAGACAUACAGCAAGAUGAUUCACAUAUAUCACAUUCAGGCAGGCUACAUAGUGACUUCAUAGUCAAUUAAGCAGCUGUUGAAAAUGCAAGGUACCCCUGAGGCCUUAUAUCUUAUUUAUUCAACAAAGGAUUUUUCUCCCCCUAUGUGUCAUAAAAACUUAGUUUUUUAUUAAAAUAAAGAAAAAAGAGAAUUUCUUUUCUCGAGUAGAUGCAGCCCACUCUCUUAGUAUCUUAAAUGUUUUAGAUUUAGACUUUUUUUUUUUUAAUCAAGUGAUAUUUCUUUAUUUCUUGAGGCGAUCUACUGGAGAGAGAGUCCUGUUUCUAUUAAAGAAUAAAAUUUUAUUAUCUAUUUCAAAUUGCCGGUAGCAAUGUCUUCAUUGAAAACUCUGCGGUCACUCAAUUUCCUCAUUUUGGUCCCAAGCUCCAAAAGAAAGAACUUGUUUUAUUGUAUCUGCUUUUUUCAUUAUUGUUUUGUGCAGUAAAUACUAAAGAGAAUUAAACAAUCUUGGGGAAAGCACCUGUCGAAAACUAGAUGAUGCACAAGUAUAGCAAUUUAAUUGAAUACUCUAUGAUAAUCUCUUAAUGUACGUUGAGCAGCACUUUGCCACAAGCCUUGAUAUUUUGUAAGAAACAGCAGAAACAUUUUCCAGUGAAAUGUGAAUUGAUUUAGAGAGAGGACACUCCGGGCGUGUGUGCAGCAUCUGAGUAUUUAAGUUGUUUUUGUUUGUUUUACUUUUACCCCAGAAUCCCCUCUUCAGUGGUAAUAGAGGUAGAAAUUGCUGAGUUCACUGCAGAGCAGGCAAUAACAAUUCCUUGUGCAGUCUCCUGUGGAGGGAAAAUGAUAUAUCUGUACAGGGUAAAUGUACUAACACACACACACACACUAAUGCACACAUGCACAGAGGUAUUUACUGGGAUUGCUUUGUGCUUGUGACAGAAGAUCUUUAAGCCAGACAGGGUUUGGCCCCCAUGCGAGGCAUCAUGGGUUAAGUGGACCCUCAGCUGGACUGAAAAGGCUCAUUUGACAUUUUUUUUUGCAGAAUGCUGUUAUUAUUUCAGAGCUUUUUGUCUUCAGUGUGAUCACCACUUAUCUUCAUCAGCAAUUUUGCAGGCAAACACUUAGGCUUUUAUAAUUGGUGUGACAUUCAGUCUGGAUGUGUGAUUUUUUUUUUUUUCCUUUCUUUUUAAUAAUUCUGUCCGUUGGUGAGGGGCUGCAGUGAGUCAUGACAAGCGUGUUUUUGACCUUCAACUCAGCAAACAAAAGGGAAGCUCUCCUCUUUAACCCUCUAUCUGUAAUGUGGUUUGUACGUUUUUGUAUCUACUCUUGCAUCUGUGUGUGUUUUUAAGCUUUGCUGCUGCUGUGCUCCCGGGGUUUAGACAGCCAAUUUAUAAUGGUCUGAAGAGAAAUCUCCACAGGCUUUUCGUCUAGAGAGUGGAGCUAUCAGAGCGGGCUACGCUUUGAUGCAGCAGGGGGCCAAAUCAGAUAAAUAUGAUCAGUAACACAUAAGCAUUAAAGAAGCGAUUAAGCCUCGAGCUCCUGGAGGGUUUUCACACUCCAUUACUCUCAUUUGUACAGAUACACUUGUGAAAGUAUAGGUGAGUUCAUUGAAGAUUCAAAGGCUCUUAAAUAUUGAAAAUUCUCCAAGGCAGCAGGAGAAAACCAUCAAUUUUACCUGCUGUAGUUAGACGUUGCCCCCUUGUGAUUGCCCAUAAAAACUGCAAUUCAAUGUUUGAAGAUGUUUCAUAAUGUCUCCAUUAGAUGGUGAUAGAAUUUCAACAGGAAUGAUUGUGAAGUAGUUAAGGCCUAUUAGCUCUUAGCUGUUACAGUUACACACCGGCACAAACAUCUUUCUUUACAUUUUAAUCUUAUUUAUUGAGUCAAAUUAUGAGUUGAUCGAUGUUCACUGCUUGUACAAAGAAAUAUCAUUAUGUCAUUUUGCUGGUAGACAGUUAAGGUGAAAAAAGAUUUUCUGCUUGUAAUCUGAAUAAGUUUGAUCUGGCACAGUGGUCUCAGAAGGAUGGUGCUAUUUUAUGACCAUUAUAGUCCUUAGUGUAUGUUAAUAAUGAAGAGAUACAGCAUCUGCUGCUCAAUGGUUGAGUUAGUCAUCUCUCAGUUAGACUGUUUUGAUCCCAGGUCUUGUCAUUGUUAUGGGGUUUUGUAUAAUCUGAUCAAGAAUUUGACACAGUAAUUGAAAAUGGGUAAGGAGGCCAAGUAAUAGAAAUGAAUGCAAUUUUUUAUAGUCUGUAGCAAUGCAGGUAGAUUUCAGAUAAGUUGUUUUAAAAAUGAGUGAGAGGGUGAAAACUGCAAAGGAAAAACACUUUGACAUUAAUUGUAAAUUUAUUUAUUCUUCACAUACUCAAUUUACCUCGUCAUACACUAAUGAAGAUGAUCAAAUUGUGUACAAUCUCUGCAUUUUCACUUAAAGCUCCUGUGAGGAGUUUUUUGAUGAAUGAAAUGUAUGAAAUAGACUAAAAUCCAUACUGAAGCGUUUUAAUGCUCUACAAAAGCAAACAAGAUGAUCAGCCAUAAGAUUGAAGAUUCUAUAACCUAUUUUUUAUUGCCUGAAAAGAAGUGUGGGAUAGGUCCAAGCCUUGGCGCUGAAGAAACAGCCAUGUUUUGUACAAUCUCUGACACAGUUGACUGCCCAGGGUCAGCAGGAUGAGAUUUGUUGUAAAUAAGUCACUACUCAAGCAUGUCUUGGACAAGGUGAGCAAACACUGCUUUGUCCACAGGGGACACCAAGAUUGACAUAAUCCAAAACUUCUUCACAGGAGCUUUAAGAAAAACUGUCAAAGAUAGAAAAAAAAAUUGUGAAACCAUCAGUAAGUUUUCAAAAAGCAACAAGUUUCAUGUCUGCUGAUAUUCCAACUUUUACAAUAUAAAAAGAUUCCUAAAAUAACUAGCUUUAUGCUGGAAAGCCCCCCACUUUUCCUCACACACUGAGAAGAAGCACUUUGUUGGUGCUUUUGACAGUGUACUGAGGGGGAUGUGGGGAGAAACUUUCACAACUGUACUCUAGACCUGGAGAAAUCCUUUUUGAGGUAUUUUGAACAAGCCAACCAAGAUAUGACACCUUACUACGGCUAAGUUUUGGAUAAGACUCUGACAGAGGGAAGGUGCUGUAACCCAGUUUGACUCAUGGAACAUUUUCACCUUUCAGGAAAUUCUAAAACAAAAUAAACAGAAUAUUUGGAUUAAAAAAAAUCAGUUUUACAGUUUGAGUGUUUUCGUAUGAAAUCCCUCUUAUCAGGCUGUGAUUAGGUUUUGGAGAGAUAUUUAACAACCAGUGCAUAUUUGUAUGGAUACAUCCUCUAAUUGUAUUGUUAAUGAGCUCAAUUUGCAACAUCAUUAGCAUCACUGCUGGUGCUUCAAAUAUGCUAAUGAAGGGAAAACACCAAGCAGCUUCGGUUUUGUCUUUUUGAAAUAUUUAUAUGGUGUAGCAGCAUAUUAAAAUAAUUACCAUUUUGAACUGACUAAUCAUCCUAAAGCAGAAAUACCUGGAAAUGUGCAAAUUCUCAACAGUUAUAUGUAUCCUCGAGGCGUGUCUUCAGAAAAGCCUUUUCUUGAAGUGAUUUGUUUCCAUAUACUUCAUUGGUAUACAUAUCCUACACACAUGAAUCUGCAUUACACUCAGUGAGGUUAUCCUCUUUUUCUAUAAUUUCAUGCUAUAAUGUGUAACAUUGAAACAGGGCAUAAGCAAAGGGGCUUUUCCACUUUUUUUUUUACUUUGCCAUCAUUAGGAUACAUUGAUAUACAGAUACUAGAUGCUGUAUCAUUGAUAUACAGAUACUAGAUGCUGUAUCAUUGAUUACCUCCAUUAUCUCAAUGCUCUCUCUCUCUCUCUCUCUCUCUCUCUCGCUGUUUUUCUCCAAUCAUCCAUGAAACUCAUUUCCUCCUUUAUUCCCUCUCUGCAUUUCCCUCUCAAGUUUUGUGGCAAUGCUUUAGUUAAAGUAUGGAAAUAUGAGCCAUUUGAGUACAGACCCUGCCACAGAUAGGGAUCUCUGGUUCCCAUGGUAACAAGGCUGCAGAGUUGGUGAAUUGGCACCUAACAGUGCGGGUUGACAAUGUGACUCUGAUCAAGAGGCUAAUGUGCAAAUACAAGAAGUGAAUGUAUUUGUAUAUAUAAGUGUGUGUCUGUGCUGCUAGAUUCAUAUGUAACAUAAUACUUGAGUUUGUUUUUGUUUUUUUUACCUUAGAAAUGUUUCCCAAAUAUGCGCAGAUCAUCCCCAGAUGCUGCUGAUGCUUCAGUGCACUUGGCCGAGGCAGACCCAAGCACAUCUGCAGUUUUGAUAAUGAUAUUUUGGCUUCGCUCAUGCCAAACCAGGACUCACUUACCCAAGGAGCCUGACAUGAACUGACUCAAAAUUUCCUUUGUUAUUCUUUUCACUUUUAAGUCUCAUAAGGUUUUGAUCUCACAGAAACACAAAUCAUCGAAGCAACCAAACAAAGCAAACAAAAUACCUCCCACAUGUUGAUUUGUGUUCAAAAGAUCUUCAUUCAUUCCUGUUGUGGGUAUGAAAUGUUGUCUGCUUUGGAUGAAGUUAAAUGAACUCCGACAUCUUGGGGAAGAGUUUGUGGUUCUUAAAAAAAAACUACUGAUAGUGUAAUUCAGUCAUUUUAAAUUACAGCUCUUAUAAUAUGAUUGAUUAUUCUUACUGACAGUACAGACCUUUCAUCUCCUCCUUUAUUCGUUAAACCUCUCCUCUUCCCUGCUCAGCUUUUGACAGUUGUGGACCAUCACGUCUUAAAAAGCUCAUAAUGCUGUUAUGUCCUCUGUCUUUGCACCUGCACAGAGUGGGCAUUUCUGCUAUCUUAGAAGUUUCCCAAAAUAGAUUUGGAGCCAGAGCCUUCAGUUAUCAUGACCCCUCUCUUUGAGGGUUCACAAGUUCAGACCUGGGGGAGUAGAUGCCCUUUCAACUAUUUAGAGUAAGGUCAGAACUUUCCGUUUUAGUAAAGCUUGUAGUAGCUUUGAACAGAUCCUGGUCAUGCUGCUAUAGAGUGUAACUUCCUGUCAACUUUUAUUGAUAUAAACAUGUAACUAUACUUGACAUUGUGACCAUAAGAAUGCACCAUUAGGUUCUGCUUGAGGGUAUUUUUCCUCAAGAGUGGAUUUAUUUUCGGCCUUUGCAAACAUCAAACAAAGUAUGAUCUCGAUUCGCUCUGUAUGACAUGAGAUGAUAUCUAUGCAUGCAGAAGGUAACUCCUCAGUUUUCAGCCUCAACAGCCUCCAACACUUGUACUCCUAGGUUUGCACACUGAGCUGGAACUUGCUCCAGGUUCCAACUCUAGCAUGUGGUCGCUGAGCUUGUCUCCUCUCUUGAAAUUCAAUGAAUCACCUCAGGCUGAGAUGCUGUCUCCCAGCAGGCUUACAUACUGCAAUGGCUCCCGAAGUCAGUAAAGUUACUCUGAGGCCAUUUUCAUCCAUGUACAUGAAACAGAUGGCAAGAAUAAUUCUCCCUCCUUUUUCUUCUCUCUAAAAGUUUGUAGCCCAACCGAACUGCCAGCAGCUUUUGGCAUCCCGGUGGUACGACGAGUUCCCCGGCUGGAGACGCCGCCACUGGGCAGGGAAGUUCAUCACAUGUGUCUUCAUCGGCCUCCUCUAUCCUCUGUUUGCUCUCUGCUACCUAAUUGCUCCCAAGAGUCGCUACGGCCUCUUCAUCCGCAAGCCCUUCAUCAAGUUUAUCUGCCACACAGCAUCCUACCUGACCUUUCUAUUCCUGCUGCUGCUGGCUUCGCAGCACAUCGUCACCACAGAGCAAGACAGGCAGAAUAGACAGGGCCCUGCACCCACCACUGUGGAGUGGAUGAUCCUGCCCUGGGUGCUGGGUUAGUAGCAUUGAGAAUAACUCUGGUUCUUCGGUCACUGGUAUUUCUCCUGACCCACACCAUGACACACAACAGAUGUACAACUUAACAACAAAUUUGUCUUUGUUUAUGUGUUGUCAUCCUAAAAAGUCAUGUUUUUUUCACCAGUCUAUGACAGUGGACAUCUCUAGUCCUUGUCAAAGUAACUGAACGUAUCUAAAACAGAUUUUGAAAUUAAUGUGAUUUGAGUUCGUCUUGAAUGGAUUUUAGAGAUUAUGCAAACUGUUUUCUUUAAGACUGCACCCAUAGUGACACAUGCAACAGAACUUUAGACUGUGAGUCAUUGUGGGCUUUUUCUCUUUCGUGUUUAUUCACACCAGAGAUGUGGCUUAAAGGAUGCAGUUUGUUAUCGUUAUGUUAAGUCCCCUCAAUGACCUGCAAACAGAAGAGGAACAAACUGGUCAUCCUUUUAACUAACACUGAACACUGCCAAAACCAAAAGUCUUUCAAAUUUACUUUACACUUAAAUUUCUUUCCAUUUUGAGAUAAUACAACAUUAUAUUAUACACAUAAAUGCAUUCAUUUACACCAACAUUCAUCAUUGUCUAAAUGACAUUUUAUAUCAGCCAUUACAGACAUUUACUCCAAGGAAAGGGUAAAAAAAAAUUUAUAUGCUUUAAAUGUAUAUACUACAUACCAUUUUUCAUUUUAUUUUCCUCUUCUACAUCACUCAUGAUUUUCCAGUUUGUUAACUCAGCUAAUUCUGAUUGUUGUUCAUUAAAUAGUUGGAGAAACUGUGUUAGCAAAAGUUUGCACCUAUCUGUAUUGUUUUCUUGAGUACUAUUCACUGGUAAAAAUAGGAUGACCAUACGUCCUCUUUUAUCCGGUCAUGUCCUCUUUUUGGGAAGUCAGAAUAUGGUCACCCUAAGUAAAAGGUCCCACCUGACCACAGCUCCAUACAGGGCUGUUCCCUGUAUCAUACCUGGUCUCACUUUUGGCAAAAUGAACUAUUUUUCUGUAGCAUGUCCUGUUUGAUAACUUUGUUGAGCAAACUGAGAGACUAAUCUUUUGCCUUUAGGAUUUGUGCCAUAUCUUAAGUUCAAACAGCUAAUUUCCAACACUGUUUAUAACACUAAGACAACGGCUGUAGUGCUCAGUUACAUUCUUGCUGUUGUAAGCUAGAAAGUGAUUGAGAGCUAGUGUCACCAUUUGACUGUCACACUCACAUCAAAACCUUGCUAGCUUUUUUGUUAGCUUUGAAGUGCUCGGAUGCUAUCUUUGGCCGUUGACUCAAAAAUCUAUCCUGUCAAAUAUGUAGCUUUACCUUGAAAUGUUUCCUCACGUCAUUCCUGAAUUAUAUAUUUAAUUGCUAAUCAAUUAAAAAGGGAUGAAAUUAUCAAUAAACAAAGGGUAAAACUGUUAAGUGCCAGUCUGCUUGUGAUAAACUAGCACAGUUACAAUGGUUAACGUCACACUUGUUAAAUAUCUGCCAAGCUAUCUUAGACCACAAAUGCGCCCUAAUACACCAUAGCAGAUCUGCAUAAUCUCAGUCUUGUUAAUUGAAUACUGUUAUAUCCUCUAUUGUGAUUUUUAAUCUUCUGCUCUGAUGAGUCAGUCAUGAGAGUUUCAUGCUAAUCAAAGCUUAAAAUACUCCAACACCUACUCACCUAAAAGUCUCGAUGCAGAAAAUGAGAUUAUUUUUGCACAACUCUGGGAGCCUGAAAUAACUCCAACCUAUUUAAAGGGAAACUUGUCAGGCACUGAGACACAACCUUCUGUUGUUGAUUAGUUAAUUCUUUUAUUUCUAGGUUUCAUCUGGGCAGAGAUCAAACAAAUGUGGGACGGUGGAUUUCAAGACUAUGUCCAUGAUUGGUGGAACCUGAUGGACUUUGUCAUGAACUCUCUCUACCUGGCAACCAUCUCCCUGAAGAUUGUGGCCUACACUAAGGUAACCAGCUAUCCAGGAAUAGGCAGAUAUGAUAGACAGGUGUGAAGAGCUUGUUUUCAUUGUAUCUGUCAUCCUUUUUUUGUCAUGUUCAGUACAGUGGCAGUAAACCCAGGAACCAGUGGGAGAUGUGGCACCCAACACUGGUAGCUGAGGCUGUGUUUGCCAUAGCCAAUAUUUUCAGUUCCCUGCGCCUCAUCUCACUUUUCACAGCCAACUCCCAUCUGGGGCCGCUGCAGAUCUCUCUGGGGAGAAUGCUGCUGGACAUCCUGAAGUUCCUCUUCAUCUACUGUCUGGUAAACACAGUGUUGUUCACACAUGCGAAUACUUGCAUGCCAACACCGCAAAGUAAGUGACAAACGGUAUGAGAAAGAAAAACACAGGUUCACUGAAACAAUGCUUCUUUAUCUCAGGUCCUGUUGGCCUUUGCGAAUGGAUUGAACCAGCUGUACUUUUACUAUGAGACAAAGGCUUCAGAUGAGAAAGGAAAAUGCAAAGGCAUCCGCUGUGUGGAGCAGAAUAAUGCCUUCUCUACGUGAGUAAAUGUGAAGACCUCAAGAUGUGUUGUUGACAUAGUUUAAUUUGUAUGGAAAUAAAAGAGGAAUCCUUUGUAUGUUGCUGGUACUGGCUGAAAAAAAGUGUAAAAACGACCACAAGAAAUUGCAUUUCAUAGAAAUACUUUUGUUCACUGACAAAAAGUUAUUAAAUGAAAAAAGAGUGGUAUAUAUAUUUUGGAUUGCAUGAAAGCAAAAAGACACUUGCAAAGUAUUUUAAAAUCACCACCACAGCCUAAAUUUCAGUGUAAUAAAAACCACACAGCUUUAAAAAGGUGCAUAUUUUAGUCUUAAAGUAAAAAGGACAACACAGUAACUGCUAAAUCUCUUUCUUCCAGAUUAUUUGAGACCUUGCAAUCUCUCUUCUGGUCAAUCUUUGGUCUGAUCAGUCUUUAUGUCACCAACGUGGACGCAGAUCACCAGUUCACUGAAUUCGUCGGGGCCACCAUGUUCGGCACUUACAACAUCAUCUCCCUGGUGGUGCUUCUCAACAUGCUCAUAGCCAUGAUGAACAACUCCUAUCAGCACAUUGCUGUAAGUGGGCACACAUCAGACAAUUACAUGGUACAGCACAAAGCAGUGUGUCUGCUGGCAAGCUCCUCGUGUUCUCUGUCCUUCCUUUUUAGGAUCAUGCAGACAUCGAGUGGAAGUUUGCCAGGACGAAGCUCUGGAUGAGCUACUUUGAAGAAGGAGCAACUCUGCCAGCUCCUUUUAACAUCGUUCCCAGCCCUAAAUCAUUCUGGUACCUCAUGUGCUGGAUCAAGAAACAAGUGUGCAAGAGGACGAGAUCUAAGCGACCUGAAACCUUUGGAACUCUUGGAGUAAGUAGGAAACUUAAACAUGGGCUUUAGAGAAACUGGUAGGUGAACUUUGGAAAUAGCAGGUAGGAAAGACUUGAGCUUUCUGAUCUCAUGCCAUGUAGUUCAAUUCAAAUGUCUAUCACAGUGAAGAAAAACUAAAUACCUUUUUUUUGUAUUUUUCCACUUUCCCUGACAUUUGAUGUGAAUAAAGAGGCGAGCAGCAGAAAACCUGAGGAUAAACCACCAGUAUCAGGUAAAUAUAGUCGAUUUUCUCAAGGAGGCUGAAAUUGUUUUCUGCGGCAAAUACAGUGACAGAUGAUACUCUCUGCUCUGUCACUGCCUGUCUUCACCCAUCAACAGAAACCUUUUACUUUGCUUACAGUAGUACUAGCUAUUAUGCUUAGCAGGAUGUUCAUUUCUUUCCUCUGUAGAGACCAAUGUAGCCUGAGAUGUUUUUUUUUUCUUUUGUAAAAAAAUACUAUUCAUUUUUACCGGACAGAUUGAUUGUGACAUGUUGAAAGGUUGUAGUUUCAAUCAUUGUCGGAAAAUGUUGGGUUCAAAGCUCUCCUUUUGCUGAUACAGGAGGUACUGCGAAACUUGGUGAAAAGAUAUGUUGCCGCCAUGAUCAGAGACGCCAAGACAGAGGAAGGCCUGACAGAAGAGAACUUCAAGGUAGGAAUAUUUCCCAAGGAAAUAACACAAUUGCCAGUAUAGUCUGUAUUUGUGACUAACAUUAGAUAACAUUGCAACAUUUAUUUAUCAGGAGUUUAUAGGUUAAAAAACCCCAAAUAGUUUUCUCUUAAAUUUUGUAAUUAAAGUCCAGAGUUUUGGUCUUUCAACCCACAACUAUUUUGGUUGACUCUCAUCCCAGUUAUUCUGUUAUCAGCACUGUUUUUUUCUCCAGCGAACAGCUUUUGUCAGAAGAAAAUCUAAAAAGAAAAAAAGAAAAAGUCACAGAAAGAUAUUGUUUUGCACCAAAUGGCAAACACUUCAAAAUGAGCAAAAAAGUCUGGCAUAUCCAUGAGGUGUCAAAAAAAGCUAAAUCUGAUUGAAGAUGAAAUUGGGUGUUUUUAUUAGUUUAGAUUUUGAUCUGCAGGACUAUCCUUGUAAGAAAUACAAAGUGCUAAAUUAAUAUUUUAUGAAUUACUCCUUAUCCACUUAGCACUGACUGGCUGAGAAGUGAAAUGGUUCCCUCCUGAGUGCUCUGUGCUUACCCAUGGGCUUUAUUGUGAAAUGAAAAGCUUUGGUAAAUGUCUUCCUCUCCUCUUUCAGGAGCUGAAACAGGACAUCUCUAGUUUCCGUUAUGAGGUGAUGGGCAUGGUGAAGACAGGGAAGCCAGCUCUUCAGGGGGCCAAAGCCAGCAGCAGCCCUGCAGAAUCCAGUCUUGCCUACCCCAACUCUUCCCUGAAGGUUUCUCUCAGUCCUCAGAGCAGCCAGCCAAAAAGCAAACUCAACCGCUUCAAGAUGACCACAUCCAUCCUCAAACACUGCAGCUCACCUCGGCCGCCUGAAGCCUCAAACGGCCUCCCUAACGGACUUCUGUCUGUGACCUCUGAUGAGAGUUCAGGAGAAAAGUCAAGUCAGAGGAGAAACUUUCCCAAAGACAUCACAGACUUUGGUUUGUUCCAAAAACGCCACAAAGGGGCAAGUGAAGACACAUCUGGUGCAGGAGAUAUUUCGAGAAACAUGUACUCUUUGUCAGAAGAAGCCGGGGAAUCUGGGGGCUCAGACACAGAGGAGAAGGAGACAGCCAAGGAUGAGGAAGAACUAUCAAAGACAGUAAAGGAGGAAAAGGAUGCACCAAAUGAGGCCAAGACAGAGGAAGACAGGGUUUUAGAGACCAACAAGAGCUUGGCUGGAGGUGAAGAAAAAGAAACAGAGGAAAAGGACAAAGACAGAAACUCAGUAGCUGAUGGAUGUUCGUCAGAGUCACCCAAAGAAGACGCAUAAAUAAGAUGAUACAUGGAUUUAACAACAGGCCAUAAUGUUGGACUAAAGACUGAAAGACUGACAAUCAUUGCUCACUUAACGUGUGGAUGUAAAAGUUUGUUUUACUGGAGUCUGACUUUUCCUGUUUAUCAAAGCUGAUGAUCAGGUUUGAUCUUUGGAGACUCAGGGAGGACUUUGGUUCAAGUCUUUUAAAUGCAGUUGCAUUAGCAGCAGAGAUGCAGCAAAGGUAAACUAAGCUCUGUGUGAGCACUGAUUGUAUUAUAACAUCAUCUUAUCUCAUCCUUUAUAGAGGUUUGGAAAGUAAUUACAUCCUGAAUCAAAGCUGAUCUAAUAAUUUUGUCUGUUUACAUCAUUUCUUUAUCUUUAUCCUACGGUGGCUGGCAAGGGUAAAUGCACUGUAACUCCUGCAAAUAUUGCCAUUUGGAGAAACAUGCUGCUAAAUUAGAACUAUUAAAGAUACAGAUUCUGGUUCUGAAAUAAAGCCAUGGACUCAUGCUUUAAAUGAAAAAAGUAGCUACUUGGCUGACUGAGCUAGCUGGCUAAAAGCAGCUCGACAAAGUAGUAGUAUUUGGAGAUACUUUUGCAAAGCUGUCUGUCCACCAGCAGCUUUUACUGACCCAGUUUUACCAAAAUUCAAUUAUCUCGGGAGGCAGCAAUGCUUUCACCCUCUGUUGGCCACCCUCUUUUUCCAACAUGUACUCUUUAUUUCCAUUGCCCACUUUACUAUAUCAGUCUCUUUCUACCUCUCUGUUUAUCUCCACACUGCUUAUCUCUCUGCAUCCUUAUCUCUCUAUAGAGCAAUAGAUGUGUUCAGUUUUAGACCCCACUCUCUGCCUUACUAUGUCUGUUUCUGCACUUUACACACUUAAACAUACGGUAUCUCGAAGAUGUGUUGGGCUCCGAUCGUGCAGCAGCAACAACUCUGUCAAUGUUUUUCUAUGCAAAAACCUGGGAUUGUGGUUCUCAGCAUUGUGAGGAGGAUUGUGGUUUUGACAGGCGACUAAUUCGUAAUAAACACUCAUGUGAGAUGCAGCAGGAGAACUGUCAGUCAAAUGAUCACGUGGGAUAAAAAAUGAAACACAACCUGACAACCUUUAAAGGCAACAUAUUAUUCAUGUUUUAUCAAUCCUACAGAGAAUUAUGUCUUAUUUUGGACAAAUUUGCUCUUUCUAACUGGUACCUCUAGAUGUAAUGUCAGUUUGGAUGAAUGCUGUUAUAGAGAUAAAACAUAGAUCCACAAUAAAAGAAAUUAAUCACUGCCUUUUUUUCCCCUCUUUUGUUCUAUGGAGAUUGCAUCUAUAAAUCACUGCAUCAUAAUGGAUUGACACGGUGUAACAGUUUUGUGUUUUUAAUAACCGUAUGUUGAGGAUUUUCAACUGAAAUUCAUCUUGUGGAAAAAAAAAAAAGACAUUUUUCCUAUGGCAAGGGAAGAAAUGUAACACUCCCAAUCAGUAAGAGAAGACCUUGAAGUCAUACACUAAUCCUAAGCUUAAUUUUGGGUUGGAGGGGGUAUGUGGCUCAGUUUUAAGAGCUGGCUCUUUCUCGGUCCAAUGGUUUGACCCAAGGUCCCCUGUCAACAUGCCAGACUGACUGAGGUAAUAUGCUGAACCCCAAAUAGUCCAGAUGGCUGUGCCAGCAGUGUAUAAGUGGGAUUAAUUAAUACUGAUUGGCACUUAACAUAUCAGUCUGUGUCUUAACAUAGCUACUGUGAAUGGAUGAAUGUGACAUGUUCAAUCCUUGUGGUGGUUAUUUUUAUUUAUUUAAGAACCAGUCCAUUUACCCAGGGUUUGUGAUAACUGAGCAUGUGCAAAGGCUAUCUGUUUACCGUGAUGUUUACUAGUAUGAUGCCAACAUAAACGAACGAUUUUGCCCUAAUGACUUCAAGCACAAGCAAAAUGUGCCAAAAGUCUUUGUCUUGAUUGAGCUGGUCUGAUCUGGUUGUGUCUAGCAGCUCUAAUUACUGUUAAGGUGUUUUGACCAAUCAGCCAGGUGAUUAGUAAGAAAGCCAGGUAAUAGCGUGUUUCACACAGUACAGUGACACCCAUAAGGAUACUAUAACAUGUCAUGCAUUUGCGUUAACUUCGGAAGUCGGAUGUCGAAGCUGGGAAUGACCCUAGACUGUAUAUACUAUGGACAACUUGGUUCCGCCUUCCACCAGCAUAUCGAUUUGAAGCCGAAAAGCUCUCGGUAGCUAUUUCCACGAAUUUUCUCCAUUUCCUGAAAUCAACAUUGGUGGGUGGGGGGGUUAUAUUCUGUAUAAUGAAUUUCUAAAGUUUGUCCACAACCCCAUGAGCUU
Molecule: messenger RNA, 28070 nt
Organism: Xyrichtys novacula (pearly razorfish)
Lineage: Eukaryota; Metazoa; Chordata; Actinopteri; Labriformes; Labridae
Source: the annotation of a GenBank genome assembly